AUGGUCUGCAAAGGUCGGUUAAAACGGCUGACCACACCCGCUGCUGAAUACCUUCAACAUACACCGAUUUCAACUCGCGCCGUCAACGUUGUGGACGAUGGAGGUAGAUCAUCCCCUCAAAUUCCUGCAAUAGCAUCAUUUCGCAAUCCAAAGAUUUGGCUUUCGGCGUUCUUUUCGAAAAAGUUCCGUCGCGACCCCGCUGAAUUGGAUGACCAUUCGGGGAUUGAUGUUGCUGUGAAGGUGAGUUUACUGAUGCUUUCGAAAUUUCAGUGA
Messenger RNA from Mesocestoides corti, 273 nucleotides. The record is from the annotation of a GenBank genome assembly. Lineage: Eukaryota; Metazoa; Platyhelminthes; Cestoda; Cyclophyllidea; Mesocestoididae.